Actinia tenebrosa (Australian red waratah sea anemone) is the source of this 2481-nucleotide messenger RNA. Its product is annotated as EF-hand domain-containing family member C2. The record is from RefSeq and is a predicted model, not a curated record. Lineage: Eukaryota; Metazoa; Cnidaria; Anthozoa; Actiniaria; Actiniidae. Gene Ontology annotation, cellular component: microtubule. Gene Ontology annotation, biological process: regulation of neuron projection development. Gene Ontology annotation, molecular function: calcium ion binding.
AUCACCAAGCAAGACUCACAAACAUAUCUACUUCGACUACCACAACAAUUAUGGCUCUUCCUUUCCUUCCCGGACAGGUUUUUGACCGAAAGAUUGGGAAGACAAAGUUUCACAAGACACACCAGUUUGACUAUCGUAAUGAUGUUUCUCAGUAUGUUGGAGAGAGUAAAUGUGGUAUUGGAGGAGAUGUUCUGCCAGGCCAAAAGUUGAAUCCAAGACACAGUCACUUCCCAAAAGGUGUCGGUCCAGAAGCACCAUCCUGGGUUGCCUUUGACAGACAAGUCUUGUGCUUUGAUGCCUAUUUCCAAGAAGCUGUACAUGAGAAGCGCGAAGAACAAUACAGAAUACGAAGGUGUAAAAUCUAUUUCUAUCUCGAAGAUGACAGUAUCCAAGUAAUUGAACCAAAAGUCGAAAACAGUGGUAUUCCUCAAGGUACUCUGAUUCGCCGUCAUCGUAUUCCACUUCCUCCUCCUGGUGAUGAGGAGUUUUACACUGUUGAACACUUCAAUGUUGGAAAAAAAAUGAAUUUUUACUCCAGGAUUUUUAAGAUCACAGGUUGUGAUGAGUUUACUCACAACUUCCUCAGAAAGCUUGGUGUUAGAGUCACACCAUCAUCUACCACCCCUAGUGAUCCCUACUCAGACCACCGUAAACAGAUUGUAGGAAGCAUGCAACCUCUGAGGCCUUAUGAGAAAGAGGACACACUCAAGCAGUUCUUGCAAUAUGAUCGUCGAGUGUUGCGGUUUUAUUGCCUGUGGGAUGAUAGUGACAGCAUGUUUGGUGAUGCUCGUGAAAUGAUAUUACACUAUUUCCUUGCCGAUGACACUGUAGAGAUCCGAGAAGUCAUCAAUCCUAAUGCUGGUCGGGAUGCUGCGCCAGUAUUUUUACGCCGUCAAAAGUUACCCAAAGAACCAGUGCCAUUACAUCAGCCUGGUGAAAUAACUGGUCGCACUGUGUUAAAUGUGUUUGGACCAAUGGGACAUGGUGGGCGCUGGAUUCUCGAUAGCUUAAAGACUGGUGCUGUCCAUAUAGAUCAUUAUCUUGAUCAAGACAUCACCCUGGGGUCUGUCAUCAAUGUGUGGGGGAGGAAGUUCCUGGUUUGUGAUUGUGAUGACUUCACCAAAGAAUUUUACAGAACCAAAUAUGGACUAGAUUCAUUUGAUUCCAUCAAGUACAAGGCACCACCUCACGUAUUCCCACCUCGUGAGAUUCCACCUUACAAUGGUUUUGGCUCAGAAGAGGAUUCGCUCUGUUCAUGCCUUAGUCUUAUCCCUAAACCACCCAAACGAGAUUUUAUCAAAUUUAUGGAAAAAGACAGGCAUGGUCUAGAGAGUAAUGUGCUAAGAUUCAUGGCCCGUAUGAACACAAGUCGACCCAUAGACAUGGACAGAAGGUUUAUCAUCUCAUACUUCCUGUCGGAUGAUACCAUAUUGGUAUUUGAGCCACCACAGAGAAACUCUGGUAUUCUUGGAGGGAAAUUCCUGGAGAGAGGACGCAUUAAGAAACCUGAUCAAGACAGUUACUAUGUAGCACAGAACCUGUAUAUAGGUGCCAACGUGCAGUUCUUCAACCACGAGUUCAUUCUCGUUGAUGCAGAUGAGUAUGCCGUGGAAUACAUGGAGAAGCACAAAUAUGAGUUCUCCAAAGCCAACAUGGAGCAUAUCCUACCAAAACUUCAAUCAGUCGCUGAUGAACACUAUGAAGAACUCAAAUCUGUCUUCAGUCAAAAUGAUGUUGAUAAUUCAGGACAAAUUUCUUUCCCUGCUUUCUGGUCUGUGCUAAAAAGAUUUGGAGCUGGUCUGUCAGAACAUGAGAUGCUAACAUUAUGUAGAUACUAUGCUGAAGAGAAGGCUGAUAUUGGUAAUCUGACGAUGAUCAUCGCUUCCGUUCAAGAACAAUUAAGAAAAGCUAACUUUGAAGACUUCACGGCAAUGAAGGAAGCUUGUCAGUAUGAAGAUAUCAACAGAACUGGCACCUUGGAAGCCAAGUCCCUUCAUAACUUAUGCCUGCGAUUUAAAGUUCCCGCCAAGCAGGAAUUAUUGGAUGUUAUACUCUCACAGACUGAAAGAAACGACCAAGGCUUGGUCAAAUACGAUCAUUUCCUUAAGCUUAUCAACUGGCGAGAUUCUCCAGUGAGUUUACAAAAGAUUGUUCCCAUACAAGCUCCCGAGGCAAAACCUUCGGAAAAGAUUGGACCCAAAGACCGCGUCAAGGUCAUUAACUACAAGAAUCUGCUACAACAACUUUUACAUUCUGAAUAGAAAAUGAAUGAUCAGUUUACUGAUAUGUCUUGGAUGGCUAAUGUAUUUGAACUUGUAUUGACUUUAUGAGAUAAAUGAUUCUACUGUAUUAACUAUAUUUUGAUGAUUUCUUGAUACGUACAGUAAGAUUGUAAAUAGAAAUAGAAUUUGCUUUCAUUUUUCAUACUUAUGAUGAAUAAUGGUAAAUGAAAAUAAACACUACCACGGCUUGCUUCGUCAA